GAGCAUGCGCAAGCUUGUGCGUAGCACUAUGAUGAAAAGGCAAUUUUUCAUUCCACGUAGAAACAAUUUAAAGGCAUAUGGGUUUCAAAAUGUACAUGUUCAGUAAUAAUUUUGCUGAAGUUGAUUUGCCAUUUGAUGGUUUUCAAGUUGAGAUACACUACCGGAAAUCGCGGCUUGUCUUGGCAGAGGGAAUUCCCCUUACGCUGUAACUUUCCCACCGUGUUAUGCAGUUUUUAAUUCAAUGACGUUUCUAAGUACCAAGAACGCAUUUGAACUACCUAGAAAAAGCAAUGUCGUCAUCCCCCAAGACCCAGAGAGUGGCGGUAGUUGGAGCUGGCAUAAUUGGCCUGUCUACAGCAUGGUGCCUGAAGGAACGCCAUCCUGAUCUCCCCGUUCACAUCAUCGCCGACAAGUUCUCUCCUUAUACCGUCAGCGACAUAUCUGCUGGGUUCUGGCAGCCAUAUUUGCUGGGGGAUACACCCAUGGGUUUGCAAGUAAAAUGGAGCAAGGACACCUUUGUCCAUAUGAUGAAGGUCCAUCGUAUGGCAGACACGUCUGACGCCGGCGUCCAGAUGAUAUCUGGUUACGUCACCUUCAAGGAAAGGGUAGAGGAUCCAUACUGGAAAGAUAUCGUGCUAGGGUUCCGUCACAUGACAGAGGAGGAAGUGGCUCAGUUUGAAGGACAGACACAUGGAUGGUUUUUCACAACAUAUGGUGCUGAGAGCAAAUAUUACUUGCCUUGGAUAAUGAGAAAGUUGAAAGAUUUCCCAGAUGUCAAAGUAUUCAACAGAAAACUGAACAGCUUGUCUGAGUUAGCCGGAGAGUAUGACAUUGUGGUCAACUGCACUGGACUCGGAGCAAGAGAACUGGUGAAUGACCGUCAGGUUCAGCCAAUCAGAGGACAGGUUAUGAGGGUGAAAGCACCAUGGAUCAAGUAUUUCUUCAACAACGAGGACCUCAGUGACAUCUACCUGCUCCCAGUAGUUGACAGCGUUGUGGUUGGCGGUACCCACCAGGUCAGCUCAUGGGAUCUUCAGCCUAGUGAGGAAGACAAGAAACGCAUCUGGGAAGGCGUCUGCAAGUUUAUACCUAGCCUCAGGGGUGCAAAGAUAGAGAAUGACUUUGUUGGUUUACGUCCCAGCAGGCCCAGUGUAAGACUGGAGCUGGAGGACGUGAAUUCUGGGAGAGGGAAACUGACGAUUGUGCAUAAUUACGGACACGGAGGUGCAGGUGUCACACUCCACUGGGGAUGUGCAGUGGACGCGGCACAGUUGGUUGAGGAUGCAAUGAGGCGACUUGCGCUGAAGUCAAAAUAUUGAUUUGAUGACCUAGAUCAAUGUUAGCAGUCUGUGAGAUGUGAUUAAUUUUCAGAGAAGUACUUGGUGUCAAACACAUAAACUUGCCAGUUAUAAUAAGUGGCAUAUGAA
Molecule: messenger RNA, 1427 nt
Organism: Lingula anatina
Lineage: Eukaryota; Metazoa; Brachiopoda; Lingulata; Lingulida; Lingulidae
Product: D-aspartate oxidase
Biological process (GO): D-amino acid catabolic process
Cellular component (GO): cytoplasm
Molecular function (GO): FAD binding; D-amino-acid oxidase activity
Source: RefSeq, a predicted model, not a curated record